Messenger RNA from Opisthocomus hoazin, 1899 nucleotides. Lineage: Eukaryota; Metazoa; Chordata; Aves; Opisthocomiformes; Opisthocomidae. The record is from RefSeq and is a predicted model, not a curated record.
AUGAACGCCAAUUCGCAUGAAACUGCAGAAGCAGAGCCGGCCUCCAGCUUUAUUAACGUCAAGUUAAUUGCAGGCACCGUCACCCUAAAACCAAGCCCUCGGAGGUGGAAUGCACGCAGCCCCACGCACAGCGUCAGGGUCUUUUCGCUUUGGCCAGGCCUCCAAGGAAACGUAGAGACCCUCGCGGUCGCCGCGCUGCAGGUGGGCUUCCAGAAGAUCCUGACGCUGACCUACGUGGACAAGCUGAUCGACGACGUGCACAGGGAGUUCAGGGACAAGUACCGCAACGAGUUCCAGCAGAAAGGCGCCCUCGGCCUCCUCAACGGCACCUUCGAUUUUAAAGAUGACUUCAUGCGGCUCCUCCGGGACGCAGAGGAGAGCGGUAAAGUCCGAGCUCCCACGGUCAUGAAGACGUUCGAGCAGUCCCUCAAGUCCCAGAAGACCGUCAAGUGCAUGAUCGAAACCCGGGGGGAGAAACCGAAGGAGAAAGUCAAACCCAAGAAGAACAAAGGUUCCAAAAAAGAAGGAACCGAAGCUGUCGCAGCGCCCGGUAAAGCACCGGCGGGCGACAAGCAGCCCUCCGCCGCCGGGGAGAAGGAGGAGCUGAGCAAGGAUGAAAUCCUGCAGAAGAACCGCGAGGAGUUCUUCAAGAGGCACAUGAAAGCAGGGGAGAAGUCCAGAUCUCCGAAGCCCGAGGCGCAGAAGGAAAAGGGGAAGAAGCCCCGGGUGUGGGAUCUGGGGAACUCCAACGCCAAAGUACUCGAUUACAGUAACUCCGCUACCAACGGCAGCGCGGAGGCCGCUCCCGUGGAGGAAUUCGACCCCGACACAGUAAGGAAAAGUCAGGUCGCCACGUCCGCUUUCGCGUCUUGUUCUGGGGUUCACCUGGGCGUUGUGAACCCCCCCCUGAGGAGCGCGAAGAAGGGUGGCCUGGGGGGCAUGUUUGGCAUGCUGAAAGGCCUGGUGGGCUCCAAGAGCUUGACAAGGGAGGACAUGGACCCCGUCCUGGAGAAGAUGAAGGAUCACUUGAUCGCAAAAAACGUAGCGGCCGAGAUUGCAGUGCAGCUCUGCGAAUCGGUGGCUAAGAAACUGGAAGGGAAGGUGAUGGGAACGUUCACCACGGUGACCUCGACGGUGAAGCAGGCGCUGCAGGAGGCUCUCGUGCAGAUCCUGCAGCCUCAGCGCCGUGUGGACGUCCUCCGUGACGUCAUGGACGCCCAGCGCCAUCGCCGACCCUACGUGGUCACUUUCUGUGGCGUCAACGGCGUCGGGAAGUCCACCAACCUGGCCAAGAUCUCGUUCUGGCUCAUCGAGAAUGGUUUCAGCGUCCUCAUCGCUGCCUGCGACACCUUCCGCGCGGGAGCGGUGGAGCAGCUCCGCACCCACACCCGUCGCCUCAACGCCCUGCACCCUCCGGAGAGCCACAGCGGGCGGACCAUGGUGCAGCUCUACGAGAAGGGCUACGGCAAGGAUGCCGCUGGGAUUGCCAUGGAGGCCAUCUCUUACGCUCGGAACCAAGGCUUUGACGUGGUGCUGGUGGACACAGCGGGCCGCAUGCAGGACAACGCUCCCUUGAUGACGGCGCUGGCCAAACUCAUCGCCGUCAACGCUCCCGACCUGGUCCUCUUCGUUGGGGAAGCGCUGGUGGGAAAUGAGGCCGUGGAUCAGUUGGUCAAGUUCAACAAGGCCCUGGCCGAUCACUCCAUGGCCCAGACGCCGCGCCUUAUCGACGGGAUUGUCCUCACCAAGUUCGACACCAUCGAUGACAAGGUCGGCGCCGCCAUCUCCAUGACCUACAUCACGAGCAAGCCCAUCGUUUUCGUUGGUACCGGACAAACUUACUGUGAUCUGCGAAGCCUUAACGCCAAGGCCGUGGUCGCAGCGCUGAUGAAGGCCUAA